AUGGAUGUCCCAGACGAGCCGCAGACGCCUUUCAGCACUGUCACUGCGCAGACUAACAAGCUGCAGAGGCAAUACCAAGCACUCCUCGACCAGUCUACCCCUUUCGUCCUCUACCGCUGGAUCGGCACCGGCGUCGCCCUGUUCUUCUUCUUCGUGCGCGUGUUCUUUGCACAGGGCUGGUAUAUUGUCGCAUAUGCGCUCGGCAUCUACCUCCUGAACCUCUUCCUCGCCUUCCUCCAACCCAAAUUCGACCCGUCCAACGAUGCGCUCGACAACGACAUGGAGGAUGGCGCCAUCGGCUCCCUCCCCACAAAGCAGGACGAGGAAUUCCGGCCUUUCAUCCGCCGCCUGCCCGAGUUCAAGUUCUGGCACUCGGCCACCCGCGCCGUUGCCAUUUCCUUUGCGUGCAGUUGGUUUGAGGUCUUCAACGUGCCCGUCUUCUGGCCCGUCCUGGUCAUGUACUGGUUCAUGCUGUUCAUCUUGACCAUGAGGAAGCAGAUUCAACACAUGAUCAAGUACCGCUACGUCCCCUUCACCGUCGGCAAGGCGCGCUACACUAAGAAUAGCGCCUGA
Messenger RNA from Chaetomium globosum CBS 148.51, 573 nucleotides. RefSeq lists its product as uncharacterized. Gene Ontology annotation, biological process: retrograde vesicle-mediated transport, Golgi to endoplasmic reticulum; protein retention in ER lumen. NCBI's taxonomy places the organism in Eukaryota, Fungi, Ascomycota, Sordariomycetes, Sordariales, Chaetomiaceae. Gene Ontology annotation, cellular component: Golgi membrane. The transcript is spliced from 4 exons. The record is from RefSeq and is a predicted model, not a curated record. Bases 1 to 573 code for a protein of 190 amino acids.